UUUGCUGAUGUUACAUGAAGUGCCGUGCUGUAAAACAGCUCAUUUGGAGAUGACAGGCGAGAAAGAUGGCUGUGUUGAAAUCAGACUAUCUUCAGCAGGAGGUUCGAUCAUUUGUAUUGCCGAGUAAAUCAACAGGUGGAAGUGGUAAUGUCGUGGAAAGGACCAAGAGUGCGAUUGUCUUGAUGAGAUGUCUGCCCUGUGCUCGCGCUGCAGUAUUGGAACAACUUUGCGAGAUAUUUCAAGAAGCUGUGCACAAGCAUAUCAUUGAAAAAGACAGACAGGAUUUAUUAGGCUCAGGGGAUAAAGUGUUUGUUGAUCCUGAAAUUAAUGAAGUGAUUCAAAAUAUUUGUAAGACCUUGCUCGCAUUUGUUGAUGAUAAUUGAGCAUGGGCACCUAUUAUAACAAAGUGGUCAGUAAAUCUUCUUGGUCAAAUGAGUGUGAAGUACGCUGCACAACUUGGAAUCAAAGGAAAUACAAUAAGUCUAAAUCAGAAGUUACAAACAUGGCUUACGUAUCCUGCAGCUCAAGUAUUAAUUGAAAUCUCUGCUCAGUGCUUCUCAAUGCUCAUCAACACAAACCUCGAGGUUUGCAUUCAAUAUCUGAUUGAUUCAGCCGUACAACAUUCCCCACAUUUUGAUUGGGUAGUUGCUUAUAUAGGCUCCUAUUUUUACAAGUCCAUUAUUGACCAUCUCAUGUUGUGUGCUGUGAAAGAAUUUCAUAGCGACGGACCUUACGAUGAUGAGUUCUCAAGUCUAUUUAAAACUGCUAAAAGAUUACUGGAUUAUUUUGCUGAAAAAUAUCCCACCCAUGUGAGGGAUACAGUUUUAGCCAUGUUUAAGGGCAGCGUGGAAGAUGGCAAGUUUAACAAAGAAAAAUGGGGAAAAAACCAACAGGGUUGUUUGAUUCCAUUUUUUGUCCAUCUUGCUAUCAACACGACGCACAUGGUGAAUGGAACAAUCAUGAGUCUACUGGACUACAUCACUUCUGAUGUAAUACUCAAGCUCCGUCAACAACUCUUUGAUUGGUCGUGCACUCCAGGCAAUCAUACGCCAAGUUUGUUGUCAUCUUUCAUAACCUUGAUUAUAUCUUUGAAACGUGGCACAUUCAAAACAUUGCAAUACUUACUGAACGUUUCGUGUCAAGAUUCAGCUGAAAGAGUCGUCGGUCAAUAUGCUGCUAUUGUGAUGGAGAAAGUGUUGAUGCAUUUACAACGUAUGGUCAUAAAGAAACACAGAGCUGAGUACUUGGAUGUUAAGCCUGCAUCUACAUCAAGCAGUUCGGGCAAAGACACCAAUCAAGAUGUACCUUUUCUAAAUGACUUGAUGAAAAACUGGAAGGACAUUUGUGAUGAUCUUCUUAAAAGUAAUGGCCAGCGGUUAUUUUGGAACUACCGAUUGUUAUCUAUCGUUGCAAUAUACUCUGGUCCUACAGUUUGUGCGCAUAUCUUCGAUUAUAUUAUUACGUUCAAACAAUCAAGUCAAAAUCUCUCGCUAUAUGUAGAGCUGCAACGAGAGGUUCAAGCUUUCUAUCCCAAUACACCGAACAUGGCAGUUACAAAAUGUUUAAAAAGAAUUUCCAUUAAGUCUUCACGGGAUAUUUUAAACGAGGUACAGACUGUUGUCGAAAAUUUUUAUCUUCUUUUGACUAUGGAAAAACUGUGGGACAAGAAUAUUCAGGCGAUGAACUUUUCCGUUGGUCGUUUGUUACGUCAUCAUACUGUUUUACUUGUUUCUUUGCUUCCAUAUCCUAAACUUGAAAUAUCCUCAGUGAUCUUGGAUAUUCUUAUAUCCAUUGGUUUCCCUUUUAUUACAUUUUCCGUUGGGGAUAAAAUGAAGAUUACCAAAACUACCGUUAGUUUAUUUUUCAAACUGCUCCAUCAUUACAGCAGCGCCUUUGAGACACAAGCAAACGAGAGUCGUCAUUUAUGCAUAGAUCUGCUAAAAAGAUAUCAAGUCUUUUUGUUAACAUUAUGCCGAGAUGAACCUUGUCAAAUUCUAGCUGUUCGACAUUUUGUUGAAGGCCUGUUUUGCAUGGAUAACAAAACCUUGUUUUUAAACGAACACCAGCCACGGCGCAUAGCAAUGUCAUUAUUCACUUCUUUAAAAGUCGAUAAUUUUGCAGUGAGAGAACAUAGCGAAGAUAACGUUGAAAGAUUACUGUUGGAGAAGAACACCACUCCUGGUAUAUCAUCUCGUCUGCCACUAAACACUGCAUCUGUAUUUUAUCUCGGAGUAAUUGGAAAAGGAAAAAAAUCAUCAGAAAAAGGGGAAAUAGUGCAGACAUGUGCACAAAGCAACUCACAGCUGUUCCUACAAUGUAUACACACUGUAUGCCUGGCUAACAGACCUCCAGGAGGGAUAGAGCAGCAUAACGUCAAAAUAUUUGCGAAUUUGGCGAUUCUAUUACGUGAUCACAUGAUCGUAGAUGGAUGUUAUGAUUGGUCCUCUUGGCCCGAUGAUGACAUGAUGAAAUAUUCCAUUGAAAGAGACGUUACAUUACGUAAACAGUUUAACGAAAGUGAAAUAUUUUGGCAUUUGCUAUUUUUCUUGGCAGAAGUUCCUCAUGUUUUGCUUAAUUGUCUACCACUUAUCCAUGGAUUAUUUUCAUCGAUCCUUAAGUUUUGGGAGCAAUGUCGAGAGUUGAACACCAGAGAAUGUGAAAGUCAACUACACGCAUCAGUACAAAUGAUGGAGGUGUUUAGAAAAGCUAUGUGGCUACCCACGCCUCUCUGUUUUAUUGGAGAUAUUUUCAAUAUCAUUACUCCCAAAGAAGUUCACCAAUUACUCCUGACUAUUUGGGAAUUUUUAAAGGAGAAUCCGCCCACAUUAAAUACGAGAAUCGUCACAGAACUACGUGAUGGUCGUCAUAGUAACAUUAUAAAGUCAAUUUUUCUUAAGAAUAUUGCUGAAUUAGGGCAUCUUUAUGCAAGAUUUUUUCCCGUCAAGGACGAGAAAUAGCGUUCAUUUGCUACAGAUCUCUUUGCAAAUCCCAUUAAAUGAGCCAGUGUUUUUACAUGCUAUCUUUCUGUCGUUAUAGCUGUCUGUUUGCAACGUACACUAUUAUCAGCUAAAAUUGUGGAACGAAAUUGAAUAUGAUAUGAAGAAUUUUUAGCCAAAGUCAUAAAAGAAGCCUUAAUUGAAAACUCUUUUUAUGUGAAACCAAUACGUAUGCCAACCACUAUACUGUACACAUUACACAGCAUUGUUGUUGUUUUUCACUUCUCCAUUUAGGAGUGGAUUGGGAAUUUAACCCAAUAACCAUACAAACCCUUUUUGUUUCCUGCAGGUCCCAAACAUGGCCACCCUUUUUUGUUUUUGAGAAUAUUCAAACGAAUACUCAUUGAGGGAAACCGGCGAUACACCGGAGGAAAACCCUCAAGAAAACGUGGGAUGUAUGCUUAUGAUCACCAUGUUUAUUUUUUUACAAGUUAUCUUUACAAAACUCAUGUUUACAUUCAUAAGUCCUUAGUUAUGUUUACAACAAUAUGUAGACUGCCUCUAUCUUUACAAAGUUGUUGAAAGAGGUGAUCAAAGCAACAUACAUCCUUGUAAAAAUUGUCUUUUAAAAUUGAACCGAAUCCGCUACGUA
Xenia sp. Carnegie-2017 is the source of this 3588-nucleotide messenger RNA. Its product is annotated as integrator complex subunit 5-like. The record is from RefSeq and is a predicted model, not a curated record. Gene Ontology annotation, cellular component: integrator complex. NCBI's taxonomy places the organism in Eukaryota, Metazoa, Cnidaria, Anthozoa, Malacalcyonacea, Xeniidae. Gene Ontology annotation, biological process: snRNA 3'-end processing.